AAAUCCCUGAGUGCUGUCUGGGGACAGAGAGACAGAGAGCCGGAGCCACAGACAGAGGCACACAUAGCCUUAGAGUCAGACUAACAGGUAUCCAGGAAGCCAUGGGAGUGCCUGGAAGCAGAGGCGGAUGCAAAUUGAGUACAUUCAGAGACUAGCCCCAUCCUGUUCUUCAACAUGGACCAGAACCCCUCUGGCUUCCAGAGCAAAGAGACAGCAGCUCCCUACAGCAGGCAGAAUGAAACCCAAGACGCUCCAAAAGUGACCUCCAACCUCCAAGAUGCUGCCCAUGGUCAGCAGGCCAACACGCAGGCACCUAUACCCAUCAUCCACACUCGCAAAUUCAGCAACGUGGAACAGUCAACAUCCACACCUACAACCCGAAGAGUUAGCAUCCAGGAACCACCAACAACUGUCUUUCUCCCUCGCAAGAUCAGUACACAGAGUUCCCCAUCCACCAUUCUCCCUCGAAGGUUAAGUAAUCAAGAGACCCUUCCUCAGGAUUUCCAGCCCAAUACACAAGACAUACAGUCUGUGGCUUACCAUCGAUGGCUCAGUUCCAGAGAGACUUCUUCUCUUUACCAUAACCGCCGACUCAGCAUCCUAAGCUCUCAUACCCUGUCAGAACUCCCCAGCUCACAAAUUGAAACUGAAAGCCACCCCUCCACAGCCCAGUCUUAUAGCCCCAACAGAAAACAAACGAGACCCAGUGUGGAUGUUCCCCCAUCCAUAACCCAGAGCCCACAGGCCAGCAUCAGAAGUUUUGAGUCCUUUGUCUGGGACUCCAAGGACAGCUUGAAAGAGUUUUCUGAGGACUCUAUAUCCACUCACAGUAAUCUAGGCAGCGCCUCGAAACUGUCCAGCUUUUCUAGUACAAUGAACCCUAGUAGGACUCAGAGCAAAUUCUGGACACUGCUUCCCAUAGGCUGGAGGCUGCUGCUGGAAGCCAAGAAGAUCAGCAGGUACCUCAGCCUGGUGCUGGCUGUGGGCGGCAUGCUGAUGCUCAGCCUCGUCGCCCUGUGGAAGCCUUCGAUCCACUUCCAAGUGCCUCUAGGACCCUCAGGGGACCCCGCUGGCCCCCCAACCAUCCCCAUUGACACCAUCUUCUUCAUGCGCUGCCCUGACAUCUCCUGCAUGAAUGAAUACGAUAAGAAUGCGUAUCUGCUGGACAUGGCCUGGGCCUGCCUCCUCAUCUCCGGUGUCAUGAGUUUCUGUGUGUGUAUGGGUCUCAUCAGUACUAUAUUCUUCCCUAGCACUAACCUGCCCUUGAUGGACUUCUCUCUCUUCAUCUGCAGCCUCAUGACAGGGGUCAGCAUCAUUCUGGGGGUCCUGUUCUACCUGAUGCAAGCCCGGAAGUUCCUACAGGAAGGCAUGACCUACACACUGGGAAGCAGUUUCUACCUUGCCUGGAUCAAUGUCUUCUUCUUCUUGAUGAUUGGUUUCUUCUCCUAUCUGAACUAUAUUAACUUCUGGUCUAUCCUGUCACUCCAGGCCAUGUGGUCUUAAGACACGACAAUAAACUAACACCAAUGGUGUGCUUAGGCUGUCAACUGCCUGGCAAUCCACCCCUAUACUCAUGUAUACUCAUGUAACUUCUGACUCCCUUUAACCCAGAAUGCUAAUUUAUAUUUUAAAGAGAAAUAUCUUCUGCCCAGAAAAUGUCUUUAUUUGGCUCUGUAUGUUGAACAAAGCACUUCAUGGAA
Molecule: messenger RNA, 1700 nt
Organism: Arvicanthis niloticus (Nile rat)
Lineage: Eukaryota; Metazoa; Chordata; Mammalia; Rodentia; Muridae
Cellular component (GO): membrane
Source: RefSeq, a predicted model, not a curated record